This is a messenger RNA of Porites lobata, 882 nucleotides long. The record is from the annotation of a GenBank genome assembly. Lineage: Eukaryota; Metazoa; Cnidaria; Anthozoa; Scleractinia; Poritidae.
AUGGCGGCAAAACUGACCAAAGAAGAAGCUGAGGAAUAUUUUGCUCGUAUAAACUAUACAGGAUCAAAAGAACCAACUGUCGAGGUUUUGACAGAACUACAUCGAUGUCAUAUCCUAUAUGUACCAUUUGAAAACCUGAGCGUUUAUGGAAAGGAGAAAAUAGAGCUCUCUAAAGAAUGGCUGUUUGAAAAGAUUGUGCGAAGACAUCGAGGUGGAUUUUGCUUUGAGCUAAACAAGAUGUUUUCUUUUCUCCUCAAUUAUCUCGGAUUUGAAUACACGACACUUGCUGCCUCAGUGUUUAGAAGGAAGACAGGCGUCCAAAGUCCACCACUUUCUCAUCUCGUUCUUACGGUAGAAGUCGGAGGCGAGCUGUUGCUCGCCGAUGUCGGGUUCGGCGAUUCCUUUUGGUUGCCUCUUCGUUUCACUGGCUUACGAGAACAUCAAGAACAACAGAGUGGCACUUAUCGAAUUCGAAAGAGUGGAAACGACCAUAUCUGUGAAGAAAAGAUCAAAAUAAUUGUCGAUGAAACUGGCCAAGAAGAAAUUGCGAAGGAGCAAUUUACAAGUCCCGAGGAUCCUAGGUGGGUGCCGAUAUACACAUUUGACCUCAUACCAAGAAAAACGGAGGACUUCUUUGAAAUGUUAGAGUAUCAUCAGAAAAAUGUCGAUUCACCAUAUACUCAUGAUCGUAUAUGCACCAUGGCAAAACCCUGGGGAAGGGUAACUCUUUCAGGCCAUAAAAUUGUAAUUACAACGUUUCUUGGGGACAACAAAGUCAAAAAAGAAUCCAGGAACGUUGAGGGUGGUGAACAUGAAGUAGUACAAGAACUGGAAGAAGUAUUUGGAAUUAGAAAAGACUGUUGUUUCUACCCAGAAGGGUAG